This is a messenger RNA of Durio zibethinus, 1616 nucleotides long. Lineage: Eukaryota; Viridiplantae; Streptophyta; Magnoliopsida; Malvales; Malvaceae. The record is from RefSeq and is a predicted model, not a curated record.
UAAUAAUGCUAAUAUAAUAUAAACGCUUCAUAUUUGAUAUAGUCUUGGUCCAUGAAGUCAAAUUCAACUUUACAUAGUAACAAAAACUUUUAUGCAAUAAGAAUCUGAAAAUGUUUAUUUCCAUAAAAAAGAAAGAAAAUUAAUUCUUCGCCCAAAAAUUAUUCUGGAACAAGAAAGUUACCAUGAAGCUUCCUUUGUAUAUUUGGUCGGAGCCAUGAAGCUUCCUUGCCUCCUUCCUUUUUCCUUUUUAGUUUACUUUUUCUUCUCCUUUCAAAGGCUGAAAGCCGAAAAUGAUUUGAGGAAGACACUGAAGCCUGAAAUCUGAAUAUAACAAAUAAAACACACUGCAUCUCUAUUAAUAGUCCUUUUUUUCAGAAUUAUUACUCUUAUUUCAUCAAUGGCUGGUAUGCUUCCUGGUGUUGAAUGUGCUAGAAGGAGACGGAUCUAUCAAAGCGGGGGGUCGUCUGAUUCACCAAGCCUGGCAGCGACUGGCUUGACAAGGAGAUCCACUUUUUGUUUGUAUACAAGCAACCAUGAAACUCAUAAUAGCUCUGUUUCUUCUCAGAAGCAAAGGAGCAUAUUAAUUCAAGCCCAUCAAGAUGAGAGGUUGGGAGGGGCAGCAGGAGAAGCCAAGGAAAGAUUAGAUCAGAGGCUGAGAACACAAAGAAAAUCAAAACCCGAAAGGCAAAAUAGCAAAGAAAGUUUGAAGUGCGUGGAUGGGAGAUGUUUGAUUCAAGGAGAGUUGCAUACAGAAGCGUCUGGGUCAAAGAAGAGUGGUCAGAAGAGGUUCAGUUGGACCAAGUUGAGGUGGAAGGCCUCGGUUCAGGAGGAGUGCGCCAUAUGUCUAGAACGGUUCAAGGCUGGUGAGACCCAGGUUCAUCCCCCAUGCUCGCAUCAGUUUCAUUCAAGGGGCCUACCUGGUCACAUGGCCAGAGAAUAAUGCUCAUUGCCCAUGUUGUAGAAGAAAAUUAUUUUUUCUUCCCAUCCUAGCAAUUUUCUUGUUCCGGUAGGAUGCCAAAGAAUUCUUGUAGCCUUCUAAGGUUGGUAUGCUAAAAAUGCAUGACAUAACAUGACAUUUAAUGGAUUACCCACGAAUCUGGAAAUUGUUAGCUCCAUAUAUAUGAAAUUAAAAUUUCUAAUUCUUCUCAUGUUUAUAGUUGUAGCUUUCCUUAUUUCAAAAUGGUUGAUCGUGUUAGCAUUUUGGUUUUCAAAACAAAAAGAUUUAAAUUCAAUUCUUUAAAUGUUCGGCUGCUGAUUUCAUCGUUUGGUACUUUUCCAAAAGCUUUUAUGGUAUAAUAAGCCAACAAUGCCGUCCAAUCAUAUCCAUAGUCAACUUUUCCUUGAUAAUUAGUAUAUACUUGGUCAUUUUUUUCUUCUUAUAUUUCGUUUUGGUAAAUUUUACUAAUUUCCUUAUGUUAUCCCUUAAUUAGGGUUUAAAGAGGGCAACUCAAAAACAGAAGAAAGCAAGUUUUUUCUCCCUCCCUCAUUUAGGUAAAGAGAGAUUUGAUUUUUUAGGGAAACAUCCAUCUUCAUCACCAAUAGCUAACUGCUAUGAGAAAACCGCGAUUCACACUAUUAAUUUUAAAAAGGGAGGAAAUAUCUUAGUAAUUUUAUUC